AUGCCUGGCCGACCGAGUCCCCGCAGUCCUGCUUGGCUGCUGCGUCCCCUCCUCCUACUCCUCUGCGCUCUGGCGCCCGGCGCCCUCGGACCCGCACCAGGGCGCGCAACCGAAGGCUGGGCAGCCGUGGACAUCGUACACCCAGUGCGUGUGGACGCUGGGGGCUCCUUCCUGUCCUAUGAUCUGUGGCCACGUGCGUUGCGCAAGCGGGAUGUGUCCKCGCGCAGCGAUGUGCCCUCCUUCUACGAGCUUCAGUACCGCGGACGCGAGCUGCGCUUCAACCUGACUGCCAACCCAUACCUCCUGGCUCCCAGCUUCGUCAGUGAGACGCGGAGGCUGGGCGGCCUGGGUCGCUCGCACAUCCGGACCCAUGUCCAGGCCUGCCACCUGCUUGGGGAGGUGCAGGACCCAGAGCUUGAGGGCGGCCUGGCGGCCAUCAGCGCCUGCGAUGGCUUGAAAGGUGUGUUCCAGCUCUCCAACGAGGACUACUUCAUUGAGCCCCUGGAAGGUGUUCCAGCCCGGCCUGGCCACGCCCAGCCCCAUGUGGUAUACAAGCGCCAAGCCCCAGAGAGGCAAGCUGAACAGGGUGACUCCAGGGCUCCAGGCACCUGUGGGGUACAAGUGUCCCCGGAGCUGGAGCCUCGUCGUGAUCGUUGGGAGCAGCGGCAUCAGUGGCAGCGGCAUCGACCGAGGCGGCUGCACCAGCGCUCUGUCAGCAAAGAGAAGUGGGUGGAGACCCUGGUGGUAGCUGAUGCCAAAAUGGUGGAGUACCACGGGCAGCCGCAAGUGGAGAGCUACGUGCUGACCAUCAUGAACAUGGUGGCCGGCUUGUUUCACCACCCCAGCAUUGGGAAUCCCAUCCACAUCACCAUUGUGCGCCUGAUCCUGCUAGAAAAUGAGGAGGAGGACUUGAAGAUCACACACCAUGCAGACAACACCYUGAGGAGCUUCUGCAAGUGGCAGAAAAGCAUCAACAUGAAGGGGGAUUCCCACCCCCUGCAUCACGACACUGCCAUACUGCUUACCAGGAAGGACUUGUGUGCAGCCAUGAACCAUCCUUGUGAAACCCUGGGCCUGUCUCAUGUGGCAGGCAUGUGCCAGCCACACCGCAGCUGCAACAUCAAUGAGGACACUGGCCUCCCUCUGGCCUUCACCGUGGCCCACGAGCUCGGACACAGUUUUGGCAUUCAGCAUGACGGAAACGGCAAUGACUGCGAGCCCAUUGGGAAACAGCCUUUCAUCAUGUCUCCACAGCUCCUGUACGACGCAGCUCCGCUCACCUGGUCUCGCUGCAGCCGCGAGUACAUCACCAGGUUCCUCGAUCGUGGGUGGGGCCUGUGCCUGGACGACCCUCCUGCCGAUGAUGUCGUCAACUUCCCCUCAGUGCCACCUGGUGUCCUCUAUGAUGUGAACCACCAGUGCCGUCUUCAAUAUGGGGCCUACUCUGCUUUCUGUGAUGGCAUGGAUAAUGUCUGCCACACUCUCUGGUGCUCUGUGGGGACCACCUGUCACUCUAAGCUGGAUGCAGCUGUGGACGGCACCAGGUGUGGGGAAAACAAGUGGUGUCUCAAUGGGGAGUGUGUCCCCAUGAGCUUCCGGCCCAAGGCUGUGGAUGGUGGCUGGUCCGGCUGGAGCGCCUGGUCUGUCUGCUCACGGAGCUGUGGCAUGGGUGUGCAGAGCGCUGAGCGGCAAUGCACACAGCCCACGCCCAGAUACAAGGGCAAGUACUGUGUGGGUGAGCGGAAGCGCUUCCGGCUCUGCAACCUUCAGGCCUGUCCCCCCGGCCGCCCCUCCUUCCGCCACAUCCAGUGCAGCCACUUUGACGCUAUGCUGUACAAGGGUCAGCUGCACACAUGGGUGCCUGUGAUCAAUGACGUGAACCCCUGUGAACUGCAUUGCCGGCCCUCGAACGAGUACUUUGCUGAGAAGCUGCGGGACGCUGUGGUUGAUGGCACUCCCUGCUACCAGGGCCAGGCCAGCCGUGACCUCUGCAUCAACGGCAUCUGCAAGAAUGUGGGCUGUGACUUCGAGAUUGACUCGGGUGCUGUGGAGGACCGCUGUGGUGUGUGCCAUGGCAAYGGCUCCACCUGUCACACCGUGAGCGGGACCUUCGAGGAGGCUGAGGGACUGGGCUACGUGGAUGUGGGGCUGAUCCCGGCCGGUGCUCGUGAGAUCCUCAUCGAGGAGGUGGCCGAGGCUGCCAACUUCCUGGCCCUGCGGAGCGAGGACCCGGAUAAGUACUUCCUCAACGGUGGCUGGACCAUCCAGUGGAAUGGGGACUACGAGGUGGCAGGCACCACCUUCACAUAUGCUCGCAUGGGCAACCGGGAGAACCUCACAUCCCCAGGUCCCACCAGUGAGCCUAUCUGGAUCCAGCUACUGUUCCAGGAAAGCAACCCCGGGGUGCGCUAUGAGUACACCAUCCACAGGGAGGCCUAUGACCAGAGUGAGGUGCUGCCGCCUGAGUUCUCCUGGCACUAUGGGCCCUGGAGCAAGUGCACAGUCACCUGUGGCUCAGGUGUGCAGAGGCAGAGUGUGUACUGCAUGGAGCGUCAAGCAGGACUUGUGGAUGAGGGACACUGUGACCCCCUGAGUCGGCCUGAUGACCGCCAAAGGAAGUGUAAYGAGGAACUCUGCCCUGCCAGGUGGUGGGUAGGGGAGUGGCAACUCUGCUCCCACUCCUGUGGGCCUCAAGGCCUCUCCCGCAGGGCUGUGCUCUGCCUUCGCAGCGUGGGGCUGGAUGAACAGAGGGCUCUGGAACCUUCUGCCUGUGAACAUCUUCCCCAGCCCCCUGCAGUAACCUCAUGCAACCACCACGUGCCCUGUCCUGCCACCUGGGCUGUAGGGCACUGGUCUCAGUGUUCAGUGACAUGUGGAGUUGGCACUCAGCACCGAAGUAUCCUCUGCACUAAUGACACUGGUGUCCCCUGUGAUGAGGCCCAGCGACCAGCAGGUGAAGCCACCUGCUCUCUACCACCCUGCCCGCAGUCUCUGAAGGCACUGGGCCCUGAAGGCUCUGGCAGUGGUUCCUCCAGCCCUGAGCUCUUCAGUGAGGUUAACUUCAUCCCACAUCACCCAGCCCCACGCUCUUUGCCCACCUCCUCACCCAAGCCAGCAGGCAUGGGCAAUGCCAUCCAAGAGGAAGACCUGAAGCUGGACUUGCCGGGACCUGUGUUUGUGGAUGACUUCUACUAUGACUACAAUUUCAUUAAUUUCCACGAGGACCUGUCUUAUGGGCCCUUUGAGAAGUCCAACCCAGACCUGGGGGGCACAGGGGAUUGGAUGCCCCCACCCCAGAGCUCUCSUGCUGAGCCUCCUACCAAUUCUCCYUUGCCCAUCACAGAGCCUCCUGGAUCCAAGGAAGAGGAGUUUCAGGAAGCUUGGUCCCCUGGCUCUUGGCCCAGCCAGGCUGGCCACUCCCCAACCCCACCCUUGGAGCAGAACCCUGGGAAUCCCUUGGUCAAUUUCUUGUCUCAGGAAGAUGCUCCUGGCAGGGCUCCUGACCUUGGGAUCCCCAUCUUGACCAGAUCCCCUGCUUUAGUCAAAGAUACGAAGACGCCUACUGCCCCUGGGAGCCCAAAUGAGUUCCUAGUUGGGGAGGACAGCCAGAACCAGCCACCCCCUCCAUGGUGGGACGGGACCAAUGAGAUUUCCAAGGACAAGGAGGAAACUACAGGCCACAGAGCACCUCACCUGCCCCAAAGCCCCAGCUCCAUGCAACCCCCAUUGCCCUCCAUUGACACUACCCAUGCCUCUCCUAGCACUGACAUGGUGGAGCUGUGGACAGGAGGAACUGUGGCCUGGGGCCCUGCUCUGGAGGGUGACUUAGGACCUGUGCACAGACAGCCAUGGCCCACUGUGGGGGUGGAUCCUCCCCUUCCUCCUCCCAUGGCCACCAUGCCAGGGAUCUGGAGCAGGGACACCCCCCUGGAGCUGGGAACUCCUACGUUUUCAACCCCAGGAUCAGGCUCAAGGGACCUGCAGACUCUGGCAGUGCCAGGGACCUUCCUUCCAGUAGUGCCUACUGACCUAGGGCACAAGCCUUGGGUGCCUGUCCUGAACCCAGGACCCUCAGACCAACCUGAGAUCUCUAGCCCUGAGGUGCCCCUGAACCCUGCACUGCUGCCCAUACCAACUCAGGACAGUCCUGUGGACAGCAGCAGAGCCCCCGAGGCCCAGCCUCUGGAGCCUACCGUGGCCGAGGAGGGGUCCCCCGCAGGCCUGAUGCCCACCAGGAAUGCCAGCUGGCAAGUGGGAAACUGGAGCCAGUGCUCCACCACCUGCGGCCUGGGUGCCGUCUGGAGGCUGGUGCACUGCAGCUCUGGCCGGGACGAGGACUGCGCCCCUGCUGGUCGGCCCCAGCCUGCACGCCGCUGCCACCUGCGGCCCUGUGCUGCCUGGCACACGGGCAACUGGAGCAAGUGCUCCCGAAGCUGUGGUGGAGGUUCCUCAGUGCGGGACGUGCAGUGUGUGGAUACACGGGACCUCCGGCCGCUACGGCCCUUCCACUGCCAGCCUGGGCCUGCCAAGCCACCCACCCGCCAGCCCUGUGGGGCCCAGCCCUGCCUCAGCUGGUACACCUCUUCCUGGAGGGAGUGCUCUGAGGCCUGUGGUGGUGGAGAACAGCAGCGUCUGGUGACUUGCCCAGAGCCAGGCCUCUGUGAGGAAGCKCUGAGACCCAACUCCACAAGGCCGUGUAACACCCACCCCUGCACACAGUGGGUGGUGGGGCCCUGGGGCCAGUGCUCGGCCCCCUGUGGCGGUGGUGUCCAGCGGCGCCUAGUCAAGUGUGUCAAUACCCAGACGGGACUGCCUGAAGAAGACAGUGACAAGUGUGGCCAUGAAGCCUGGCCUGAGAGCUCCCGGCCCUGUGGCACCGAGGAUUGUGAGCUGGUCGAGCCUCCACGCUGCGAGCGGGAUCGCUUGUCCUUUGGUUUCUGUGAGACCCUGCGCCUGCUGGGCCGCUGCCAGCUGCCCACCAUCCGUGCCCAAUGCUGCCGUUCCUGUCCUCCACUUGGCCCCUCCCGAGGUCAUCAGCGGGUGGCAUGAUGCUGACCUGAGCCUCGACCCGCACCGCGCACCAGGAUGCACAGACAGACCACGCACAGACCUCAGCGCCCCGUGUCGGGCUGUGUCAAGAGCCCCGUCCCUCGCGCCCUAAUGGUGCUAUUCCUGACCCCUAGUCCUCAGCAGCACGCUGGGGACUCCCCUU
This is a messenger RNA of Urocitellus parryii (Arctic ground squirrel), 5212 nucleotides long. It is a transcript of the gene Adamts7, whose product is annotated as ADAM metallopeptidase with thrombospondin type 1 motif 7. Gene Ontology annotation, biological process: proteolysis; extracellular matrix organization. The record is from RefSeq and is a predicted model, not a curated record. NCBI's taxonomy places the organism in Eukaryota, Metazoa, Chordata, Mammalia, Rodentia, Sciuridae. Gene Ontology annotation, cellular component: extracellular matrix. Gene Ontology annotation, molecular function: metalloendopeptidase activity.